CCUUCUUUCUUUCUCACGCUUUUCUUCUCCGUCUGCUUCUCCAUCUCUGUCAUCGAUAUACCCAAAUCCCUCUAGAUCUGUCUUUCUCUCUUGGAUUUCUUCGAUCCGGAGGCCAUGGAUCCCAUGUCGGAGGAGCAAUUGGACUACGGAGAGGAAGACUAUGGCGGAUCUCAAAAGUAUCCAUUUGCCGGCGGCGGUGGAGGAGGAGGAGGAGGCGGAGGAGGAACUGGCGGUGCGAUCCCGGCGCUCGCUGAUGAGGAGUUGAUGGGCGAGGACGACGAGUAUGACGAUCUCUAUAACGAUGUCAACGUGGGCGAUGGAUUCAUGCAGACGAUCCAGCAGAAGCAGGCGCCGCCAGCGCGGUCUGAACCGACGCCAGCGCCGGCGCCGGCUGUGGCCUUUGGGAAUUCAAACCAGAAUCCGGAGAACCAUAGCAGUGGUGGUAUUGAGGUAAAGGAUGCGAAACCCGAGCAAAAGCCUGCACAGAUGGGAGGCAUAGGGUUUCAAGGAGGCUCUUUGGGUCCAAUUCCUCCGAAGAUGGUCAUCGAUCCCAGCUUCGGCGGCGGAGGACCUCCAUCGGUGCCGGCUGUUGCUGCUCCUCCUCCUCCAAUUCCUCCUUCUAUACCUCUUAAUCCAGUGGGUUCUGGCGUGGUGGGGAGCCGCCCUUCGAUGGUGAAUGAUAACGUGAGACAGGUGAUACCUGCUGUGGAUAAUAGUGGUCCAACGAUGCUGUUCGUUGGGGAACUCCAUUGGUGGACUACUGAUGCGGAAUUGGAGAGUGUGAUGUCUCAGUAUGGGAGGGUGAAGGAGAUUAAGUUCUUUGAUGAGAGGGCGAGUGGGAAAUCGAAGGGGUAUUGUCAGGUGGAGUUCUAUGAGUCUGCCGCAGCGGCAGCCUGUAAGGAAGGGAUGAAUGGGUACUUGUUCAAUGGGAGGCCUUGUGUGGUGACCUUUGCAUCACCACAGACGUUGAAGCAGAUGGCGAGUGGGUAUGUGAAUAAGAACCAGGGGCAACAGCAGUCACAGAUGCAGGGGAGAAGGGGGAUGAAUGAUGGGAUGGGGAGAGGGAGUGGGAUGGGAUUUCAGGGUGGUGAUGGGGGUAGGAACUUUGGAAGGGGUGGAUGGGGAGGUAGGGGUGGGCAGGGAAUGCUUAAUAGAGGGCAAGGUGGGGGUGGACAGAUGAGGGGGAGAGGUGUUAUGGGUGCUAAAGGUAUGGUUGGGGCUGCUGGUGUGGUUGGAGGUGCAGCUGGAGGUCCUUAUGGGCAAGGUCUUGCAGGGCCUGGUUUAGCAGGUCCUGCAGGCGGGCUGAUGCACCCACAGGGCAUGAUGGGUGCAGGGUUUGAUCCAACAUUCAUGGGACGGGGAGGUCCUUAUGCUGGUUUCGCUGCUCCUGGUUUCCCAGGGAUGAUGCCUUCAUUCCAAGCUGUUAAUGCUGUUGGACUUCCCGGGGUGGCUCCUCAUGUUAAUCCGGCCUUCUUUGGCCGUGGAAUGUCUGCCAAUGGAAUGGGAAUGAUGGGAGGGGGAACUGGGAUGGAUGGUCAAUCUGUGGGGAUGUGGGGUGAUGCCAGUAUGGGUGGGUGGACUGGAGAGGAGCAUGGGAGGAGAACAAGGGAAUCUAGUUAUGAUGGUGAUGAUGUGGCAUCUGAUUAUGGUUAUGGGGAGGUGAAUCAUGAAAGAGGUGGGAGAUCGAAUACUUCUAGGGAGAAGGAAAGGGGCUCAGAGCGUGAUUGGUCAGGGAACUCAGAAAGGAGGAACCGUGAUGAGAGGGAGCAGGAUUGGGACAGAUCUGAUAGAGAUCGCUACAAGGAAGAAAAAGAUGGGUAUAGAGAUCAUAGGCAUCGGGAUCGUGAUAGGGAUAAUGAUGAUGAUUGGGAUAGAGGGCAGUCUUCUUCAAGGUCUCGAAGCAAGUCACGGAUGAUGCAAGAAGAAGACUACAGGUCUCGUUCUCGAGAUGCAGAUUAUGGUAAGAGACGACGCGGGUCAGAGUGACUGGGCAUUGUGAUGGCAGCUUCAGAAUUCGUAUAAAGUGGUCAACUCAUCAUCAGUCCUUCGGUGCUGCUGGCCAUAAUUGUUCAUGGGUUCCUCAACAUCUAUGCAGGUGAGUAUGUUGGAUGAGAUCCUUGGGUUGAUGGUGGAUGGUAGACAAGAGGAGACUCUAAUUUCAUGUUUGCUUCCUUCCGAACAUCCUUCACACCAAAGAUUAACAUUUGUGUGCUUUAAACUAUCAGUACUUUCUUAGCAUCUGGAAACCCUCUCAUACAAUUAUUAUGCCUCACAUAAUCCUUUUUCUGUGAGAUAAUAGGCUGCAUGAUGACUUAGAUGCAUUUAAAUGUUCUCUUGAUUUUUGCUAUUAUGAGUGUGUUAUUAGUACUUCUGUGACUUGAUAUUUCAUCUCUAGAUGUUAGGCUAAAGCUUUAUAACUCUCUUGAUUUCAAGUUGUAUUUAUACUCAAACAUAGUGCCAUAUAGUGUGCUUUCCAACUGCAAGUUGGUCCUUGUCAUUGGCCUGCUCAAAAGGGAUUGCUGUUUUUUUAGAUGCAUCACUAAUGUCAAGGAAUGCCUUUUUUUUGGCAUUAUUGAAGAUUUGUUUUAUAGUAGAUUGUUCCUAACAUGUUUGUGACAAA
Messenger RNA from Dioscorea cayenensis subsp. rotundata (Guinea yam), 2620 nucleotides. RefSeq names its product cleavage and polyadenylation specificity factor subunit 6-like. Lineage: Eukaryota; Viridiplantae; Streptophyta; Magnoliopsida; Dioscoreales; Dioscoreaceae. The transcript has a single exon. The record is from RefSeq and is a predicted model, not a curated record. Bases 115 to 1986 code for a protein of 623 amino acids. Gene Ontology annotation, biological process: mRNA alternative polyadenylation. Gene Ontology annotation, molecular function: mRNA binding. Gene Ontology annotation, cellular component: mRNA cleavage and polyadenylation specificity factor complex.